Molecule: messenger RNA, 2110 nt
Organism: Pogona vitticeps (central bearded dragon)
Lineage: Eukaryota; Metazoa; Chordata; Lepidosauria; Squamata; Agamidae
Gene: INTS11
Product: integrator complex subunit 11
Biological process (GO): snRNA processing
Cellular component (GO): nucleus
Molecular function (GO): RNA endonuclease activity
Source: RefSeq, a predicted model, not a curated record
CUCGACAGGAAGCGGAGUAUGGAGGUUGUGCGCAUGUGCAGCUGCGUUUUCUUAGGCAGGGCGGCUCUGAAAGCCAGGAACGAUCUGAUGUGAGAGAGAAACCCUUUUAACGGCGACGUCUUUGACCCUCCUACAUGGGAUCUCUGAAUCAGCCUUCCUUCUAGCUGCGGAUCAGAGGCCUUUUGCUUAUUUCAGCAUGCCUGAAAUCAAAGUUACUCCACUAGGAGCUGGCCAAGAUGUGGGUCGGAGCUGCAUUCUUGUGUCCCUUGGGGGCAAAAAUGUUAUGUUGGACUGCGGCAUGCAUAUGGGAUAUAAUGACGAUAGGCGAUUUCCUGAUUUCUCCUACAUCACUCAGAAUGGAAGGCUGACGGAUUUCCUGGACUGUGUCAUCAUCAGUCAUUUCCACUUGGACCACUGCGGGGCCCUUCCGUAUUUCAGUGAGAUGGUUGGCUACGACGGGCCCAUUUACAUGACCCACCCGACCAAAGCCAUCUGCCCCAUCCUGCUGGAGGACUUCAGGAAAAUCACGGUGGACAAGAAAGGAGAGACCAAUUUCUUCACCUCCCAGAUGAUCAAGGACUGUAUGAAAAAAGUGGUGACCGUCCACCUCCAUCAGACGGUCCAGGUGGAUGAUGAAUUGGAAAUCAAAGCUUAUUACGCUGGUCACGUCCUGGGAGCGGCCAUGUUCCAGAUUAAAGUUGGCUGUGAGUCCGUGGUUUAUACGGGAGAUUAUAACAUGACUCCGGAUAGGCAUUUAGGGGCCGCCUGGAUUGACAAAUGCCGCCCCGAUCUGCUCAUCACGGAGUCCACCUACGCCACCACCAUUCGGGACUCCAAACGCUGUCGAGAGCGAGACUUCCUGAAGAAGGUCCACGAAGCCAUUGAGCGUGGAGGGAAGGUUCUCAUCCCAGUAUUUGCUUUAGGACGGGCCCAGGAGCUUUGCAUUUUACUGGAGACCUUCUGGGAGCGCAUGAACUUGAAGGCCCCCAUCUACUUUUCGACGGGGUUGACGGAGAAAGCCAACCACUACUACAAGCUCUUCAUCACGUGGACCAACCAGAAGAUCCGGAAAACCUUCGUCCAGAGGAACAUGUUUGAGUUCAAGCACAUCAAAGCCUUUGACCGGGCCUUUGCUGAUAACCUGGGGCCGAUGGUUGUGUUUGCCACCCCAGGGAUGCUCCAUGCAGGCCAGUCGCUCCAGAUCUUCAAGAAAUGGGCCGGGAACGAGAAAAACAUGGUAAUCAUGCCGGGGUACUGCGUGCAAGGAACGGUCGGCCAUAAAAUCUUGGGAGGUCAACGGAAGCUGGAAAUGGAAGGAAGACAGAUUUUGGAAGUGAAGAUGCAGGUGGAGUACAUGUCGUUCAGCGCCCACGCGGACGCCAAAGGCAUCAUGCAGCUCAUUCGCCAGGCCGAGCCCCGGAACGUCCUCCUGGUCCAUGGAGAGGCCAAGAAGAUGGAGUUCCUGAAGCAGAAGAUUGAACAGGAAUUCCAUGUCAACUGCCACAUGCCUGCCAAUGGGGAGACGGUGACCAUCUUCACCAACCCAAGCAUCCCUGUGGACAUUUCCCUUGGCCUGCUGAAAAGAGAACUCACUGUUGGCCCCGUGCCAGACGCAAAGAGGCCGAAGCUCAUGCACGGGACCUUGAUCAUCAAAGAUAACAGCUUUCGCCUGGUGUCUCCUGAGCAAGCCCUCAAGGAACUGGGCCUGGGCGAACACCAGCUGAGGUUCACCUGCCGGAUCCACUUCCAGGACCCCCGGAAAGAGCACGAGACAGGACUCCGGGUUUACAACCACCUCAAGAGCGUUUUGAAGGAUUACUCCGUCCAGCAUCUCUCCGACACCUCUAUCAUGGUGGAAUCCAUCCUGAUCCAGGUCACUGUACAGUCGGAAGAUCCCGCCACCAAACUUCUCCUGGUCUCCUGGACGUACCAGGAUGAAGAAACUGGGAGCUACGUGACCUCCCUCUUGAAAAAGGCAUUGCCCCAAAUCACAGCUUAAGCCCUGGAGUCUGCUGGGAAUCUUCAACCCCACAAAAUCCAGGGAACCAUGUAAAUACUCCGAUGGUCAGGAGGUGUGUUUAUUUUAAAAUAAAAGCAAGUUUUGUUUCUA